This is a messenger RNA of Xylona heveae TC161, 1166 nucleotides long. RefSeq names its product isochorismatase family protein. Lineage: Eukaryota; Fungi; Ascomycota; Xylonomycetes; Xylonales; Xylonaceae. The coding region runs from base 199 to 915 and encodes 238 amino acids. The transcript has 3 exons. The record is from RefSeq and is a predicted model, not a curated record.
ACUGCACCGCAAGCUAUAGCUUAUUGCCGCACAUUUUCAUUGCACGUGUUUUCCAUCUACGGAGAGUCUUCGUUCCGGUCGUCUUGGCCUCAGCGUCUGUUCUAAUUAAAUAGAAACCGGUAUCGCUUGUACAUUGCUAUUCGGCGCAGGCCAGUGUGACCUCCGUUUCCAUUGUGAUUUUGUUGUGGAAGAUUCAGGAUGAGUGCUGGAUCAAUAUCCGAAACGUUCAAGCCGGCGUUGCUCGUGAUUGAUAUGCAAGAAGACUUUUGUCCUCCAAACGGUUCUCUUGCUGUCACCGGCGGCAGGGACAUUGUCCCCGUGAUCAACAACCUUCUGCGUCUACCAUUCAUAUUGCGUAUCGCAACCAAAGAUUUCCACCCGGCCGACCAUGUCUCAUUUGCUUCGAACCAUUCCGCCCCCAACAACGUCCCCUUUUCUUCAGUCGUGACGAUUGCCAAUCCGUCUAAUCCAGACGAGACGGAGACGACGAAAUUAUGGCCCGUUCACUGCGUCCAGGGCACUCCCGGCGCUGAAUUGCUGCCUGAACUAGACGCCUCUCGACUCGACCGCGUCAUUGAAAAGGGCACAGACUCCCGCGUCGAAAUGUAUUCUGCUUUCCGGACGCCUUUUCGCAAUCCAGCCAUGGCAGGUAGCGGCCUCACUGCCGUGCUCAAGGAAAAUGGCAUCACGCAUGUCUUUGUCGCAGGUUUGGCUGCAGAUUACUGCGUAUGUUACUCUGCGUUGGAUUCCGCUGAAGAUGGGUUCACUACGUACCUCCUUGAGGAGGGAACACGAGCUGUCGACCCAAGUCAGGACGGAUGGGGUCAACGGCGUCAGGAGCUGGAAAGUAAGGGAGUCAAGAUUGUAAGCGUUGAUGGGGAAGAGGUGCGGAGGGUAAAGAAUUUGCUGGCCUGAGUUUGCAGUAUGAGUAUUCUUCUGAUGAUUCAUUUGAGUAUUGCCUCUCAGCUAAAUUGACCGACUUGGACUAAGGUCAUUAAAGUAGAUCGCAUCCACUAGAUACUUGGGAUGUCUUGAGCGUCGAAGUCACUGAUACCCUUAUUAUCACUAUCCCGAUUUUCUUGGUCAUCAAUGACUGCUAAUGUUAUACAAUUAUGGUCACUCAGAUUCGAAGAUACUAUAUCACUAUAUUACUCUCUCUUUGCGGU